Messenger RNA from Bradysia coprophila, 2324 nucleotides. RefSeq names its product cytochrome P450 3A2-like. NCBI's taxonomy places the organism in Eukaryota, Metazoa, Arthropoda, Insecta, Diptera, Sciaridae. Gene Ontology annotation, molecular function: oxidoreductase activity, acting on paired donors, with incorporation or reduction of molecular oxygen; iron ion binding; monooxygenase activity. The record is from RefSeq and is a predicted model, not a curated record.
AUGGAUGAAAUUUUGACUAUUGUAUAAUUUGCUGAACGAGACGUAGGCGAGUAAAUAAAUCCAUAGUAUGCAUCAAAAACAACAAUCGUCUGUAAAUUAAUGUGAUGGUUUGUGUGACUAUAUAUACUCUGUUCGCUUCUAAUUCAUUCAGCAAAUCUAACACUCGGCGAAACAACACAUUUCCAUAUAGUAACGAAAUGAAUGUAUAAUGGGCCAAUUAAUCGACCACAAAAACUAUGAACUAAAAACUGUAGAAAAAAUAAAUUCGUAGAUCGUAUAUUUGCGUCCAUGAGUCAGUCACAAUGCCAUUCGUUCUAGAGUUACACUCGUAUAUGUACGCGAUUAGCUGGUGAUUGCAUGCGACAGCCAUAACACAGACUCGACAGUAUAGAGUUAAAACAAUUUUGUUAUUUGAUUAAUAUCGCGCUUUGUAUGUUUCGAAUAUGUUCGCGAUAAUUGUGUCUGUAUUAUGUGUUUUAAGUUUGUACAUAUGGUGCAAACAAAAAUUGUCGGUUUGGAGUAAACAAAGUGUACCAAAUAGCAGUCACAGUAUAUUCCAAAUAGUGAAAUUGCCAUUUCUUCAAUUAGAUUCGGAACUAGUGGCUCAGCACGGAAAAGUUGUAGGAUUAAUCAAUUUCUUCCGUCCAACAUUGCUGAUUGCCGAUCUUGAGCUAACCAAAUCGAUUUUGAAUGACCUCGAACAUUUUCCGAACCGAAUAAAAUUCGGUGCCGAGAAAAACAUAAGUGGAGAGAACAUUCUAUUCGCUAGAGAUUCGAAAUGGCGAAGGUUACGGCACAUUGUUACACCAUCAUUCAGUCCCAACAAACUUCGUCGAAUGUUACCGUUGAUGGAAAGCUGUGUCCACGACCUGAUUGAUGCGCUCGAAUCAGGCGAACCGAUAGUUGAUGUGAAACCAUACUUUUCUGGAUUCACAUUGGACACGAUUGCAAAAUGUGCAUUCGGUAUUCAGCUGAAUUCGGCCAAAGAUCCCAACAAUGAGUUCGUUAAAUAUGGCCAAAAGUUUUUCGGCUCUUUGCAACUGAAUACUCUUCUAGUUAUACUCUUCCCAACGUUCUCUACCGAAGUAUUGAAUUUGCAUGGUUUCAAUAGAGAGGCGACCAGGUUUUUCUUUAACCUGACGCUGCAAAUUAUCGAAGAUCGUCGACAAUCGAAGGCAGACAAUGACUACAAUGACUUUAUUGGAUUACUAAUGAAGGCUGAAUUUGAAGGUCAACUAUUAACAGACAAACAAAUAGCCGAUCAAGGAAUAGCAUUUUUCUUGGCUGGUUUCGAUACGAGCUCGGUAACGCUGACAACGAUCGCGUAUCUUUUGGCUAAGCAUCAACCAGUUCAGGAUCAGCUGAAAACCGAAAUCGAUCAAUUUUUUAAGGAAAACAAAUCCGUUUCCUAUGACACAAUCAACGAAUUGAACUAUUUGGACGCUGUGAUCAAUGAGACGCUACGUUAUUCGCCAACUUUACCACGAUUAAUGAGAGAAGCGGACAAAGACUAUACAAUCGAAUACAAUGGAAAGGAAAUAUUUAUACCCAAAGAUACCCACAUCCAAAUGUCUGUACAUUGCAUCCACCACGACGAAGAGAAUUUCGAGGAUGCUACGCAUUUUCGACCGGAGAGAUUUCUGAAAAAUUCGAUCUUGAAACACAACACGAACGCUUUUCUACCGUUCGGAAAUGGUCCACGCAAUUGUGUGGGCGUUCGAUUGGCAAUGCUCGAAAUCAAGGUUUGCGUUCUACAUCUUAUUCGCCGAUUUCAGUUUGAAAUGGUCGACAAAACAGAACCACUGAAAUAUGCACCAGCGCAGCCAGUAUCCAGCACAGAAACAAUGUAUUUGAAAUUAGUGAAGCGUCAGUUGUAGGGGCCUUUUAAAAAUUGAUUUAUAUUAUAUGACAGUGACAGUGCAGGCAGAGGGUCUAUGAACCGCAACACUAUUUGAAUAAUAUCUUUUAUUGGGGUUGCUCUACUCACUAGAUCUGAGAUGGCCGAUGGCGAAAAACCCGUUUUCGAUACGCGUAACGAGCUAGUACUCUUCCUAACGCAUGAUAAAAGGCUUUUUUCAAGGAAUCAAAUUCGCUACAAUAACAUUUCCCACAAUUUGUCUAGCUAGUGUUGGUAUGAACGACAAAGUCGUGAUAUUUCCACACUAGACAGCGAAUAGUAUUUUUCGUACCAAGCCAGGGAAUGACGAUUUUUUCAGCACCAAUCCUAAGUUUUAUUGUAGAAUUUUGUGCACUACCUCAUUGCACGACUAUACGUACUACGUAUAUGUUCACAUAUUCACAGUGGUAAUACAUUAUUGAAUUAA